Messenger RNA from Aspergillus campestris IBT 28561, 1574 nucleotides. RefSeq names its product putative FAD dependent oxidoreductase (gene frdA). NCBI's taxonomy places the organism in Eukaryota, Fungi, Ascomycota, Eurotiomycetes, Eurotiales, Aspergillaceae. The record is from RefSeq and is a predicted model, not a curated record. The transcript has a single exon. Bases 1 to 1455 code for a protein of 484 amino acids. Gene Ontology annotation, molecular function: FMN binding; oxidoreductase activity.
AUGAUUCCAUCUACCGUCAUCGUCGUCGGCUCCGGCCUCGCCGGCCUAACCGCCACCAUCCAACUCCUCGGCCAGCGCAUCCCGGUUCUCAUGCUGGAACGAUUCUCCCAUCCCGGUGGAAAUAGUAUCAAGGCUUCGUCGGGAAUCAAUGGCGCGCCUACUCCUUUCCAACCCAUUCCGAACUCCGACAGUGUCGCGGCUUUUCACGACGAUACCGUCACUUCCGCUGGGGCACCGUUGGUCGCGGCCUCGGGGGCAGAGAAGACCCGUCGGCAGAAUCUCAUUGAGACCUUGGUGGGACAGUCCUCGGGGGCGAUUUCAUGGCUAGCCGAUGAGCAGGGCAUUGACCUGUCCCGGGUGGCACAGUUGGGCGGACAUAGCUUUGCACGCACUCAUCGGGGGGCGGGGAAGAAACCGCCCGGAUACGAUAUUGUGAGUACCUUACUGGGGCGAGUCACUGGGGAUGAGCUGUUCCGGAUGGAGACGGGGCGCCGCGUGACCAAACUGUUGCGAGAGGCGGGGGGCCAGGUAUCGGGGGUGGAGUAUACGUACGUCCGGGACAACGAAACCGUGGUGGAGAAGGCAUAUGGGCCGGUUGUGGUGGCGAGUGGAGGAUUUGCCGGGGAUGCACGCGGAUUGUUAGCCCGGUAUCGGCCGGAUUUGGCGGGCAUCCCGUCCACGAAUGACCACCGGGAAGGCACGCAGCCUCUGCUGCAGGAGAUUGGCGCUGCGGUGGUGGACAUGGAGCACGUGCAGGUGCACCCGACCGGGUUUGUGGAUAGUAAGGACCCGGAGGCGGCGGUGAAGAUCCUGGCAGCGGAGGCAUUGCGUGGGGAAGGGGGCAUUUUGGUUCGAGGAGACGGGCGGCGCUUUGUCAAUGAAUUGGAGAAGAGGGAAACGGUGACGCACGCCAUGAUGGAGCAGGCGAAAGAGUUCCCCACCACGGCGAGACAGUGGGACGUCAACUUGGUGCUGGAUGAGGGGGCUGCCGCCGCGUUGCAGAUGCAUCUAGGGUUUUAUACGAUGAAGGGACUGAUACGCCAGACCACGGUGGGCGAGCUGGCCGAGGAAAUACCAUUGCUGCAUGGAGCACUACGGGAGUAUGUCGACGUGGUGUCUGAAAAGACGAAGGAUCCGUUUGGACGUCAGUCGUGUGGGCAUUGGACGCUCACGGAGGUGCUACCGGAGUCCAGGGUGUAUGUGGGCAAGGUGACACCUGUGGUGCACUUCACCAUGGGCGGGGUGGUGAUCAACGAGCGCAGCCAGGUGUUGGAUGGCCAAGGGCAGCCGAUUCCGGGCCUGUGGGCGGCGGGCGAGAUCACUGGAGGCCUCCACGGCCAGAAUCGGUUGGGCGGAUCGUCGUUGCUGGAGUGUGUCGUGUUCGGCCGCAUCGCCGGGGAUGAAGCUGCCGCGUUCUACCAGGGUCUUGAUGGCCAAUGUCUUGCAUCUUCAUGAUCUGGGGACGGUGGCAGUGGUUUAAAUAGUCGUGUAUUUUAGCAGUGAAUAUACUACCAAGUCAAUAAGCCCGGUAGAUACUGAUCCAUUCUAGAUGUUUAAAUAACUUCUUUCUAAAG